Gopherus flavomarginatus (Mexican gopher tortoise) is the source of this 3073-nucleotide messenger RNA. RefSeq names its product NADH:ubiquinone oxidoreductase subunit A10 (gene NDUFA10). Gene Ontology annotation, cellular component: cytoplasm. Bases 31 to 1038 code for a protein of 335 amino acids. Gene Ontology annotation, biological process: mitochondrial electron transport, NADH to ubiquinone. The transcript is spliced from 10 exons. Lineage: Eukaryota; Metazoa; Chordata; Testudines; Testudinidae. The record is from RefSeq and is a predicted model, not a curated record.
GCGUCGUCCAGCUGCUGUGCUGGGUCCGCGAUGUCCUUGCGCCUGGCGAGACUCGCCCGCCCGGGGGCUGCGGCCGCUCGGGGCCGCCCGGGGCUCGGCGCCCUGCGAGUGGCAAAUAUUCACGUGAGCGCUCAACAGAAGUUGCGGUAUGGCUGGUUGGCUUAUAUGUUGGGAGAGAGAGCUACUAAAAAAUUCAAUAAAUACAGCAAAAUCUUUACUGUGGAUGGCAACUUAUCUUCUGGGAAGGGCAAACUUGCACAACAAAUAGCAGAAAAGCUAGGUAUGCAGUAUUUCCCAGAAGCAGAUGUGCAUUAUUUGGACAGGGUUACAGGAGAUGGAACGCUAUUGGAUGAGAAAUUUAAUGGCCUUUGUAGUCUAGAGAAAUUUUACGAUGAUCCUAAAUGUCCUGAUGGAAAUUCAUAUCGCCUACAAGCCUGGUUGUACAGUAACCGUGUUUUACAGUAUUCCGAUGCACUGGAGCUCCUCCUGUCUACAGGACAAGGUGUAGUGAUGGAACGCUCCGUUUACAGCGACUUUGUGUUCAUGGAGGCGAUGUUUCAACAAGGCUAUAUCCACAAAAGAUGUGUUAAUCACUAUAAUGAAGUCAAGGGCAUCAGUAUCUGUGAAUUCCUGCCACCUCAUUUGGUGAUCUAUAUUGAUGUACCAGUCUCAGAGAUACAGAAAAGGAUCCAAGAGAAAGGAAAGCCCCAUGAGAAAAAGGUGUCUCCUGCAUACCUCCAGAGCAUUGAAGAUAUCUACAAGAAAUCUUUCCUGCCAGAGAUCAGUGAGACCUCUGAGGUUUUGCAGUACACAGCGAGCGAGGCGCAGGAUGUAGAGAAGGUAAUUGAAGAUAUUGAAUAUCUGAAGUUUGAUAAGGGACCUUGGCUGGAACAAGAUGAUGUUAGUUUCCAUCACUUGAGGCUUUAUAUGGAGGACAAACAUAAAGUGGUGAACCCUACAACUAUCCCUCGCUACAUCCCAGAAAUCACAGUUGGAGGCAAUGAAUUUGAUAAACUAUAUUACCAAUACAGAUCGUGAUAGACAGCUUCUGACAGAGAAUACGCCAAAGUCCUCAGCCUUCCUGAGGGUAAUGCUAGAUUACUUAGAGGUAUCCACAGAGGGGAAGAAAUCAAAUAACACUACAGUUCACGCUCCCAAACUGAAUCAGAGAGUCCUGCUGGAACCUUCUAGGGACUUCUUUUCUCAUCCCUCCAGACGUGUCCUCUCUCUUCUCCCAAAAUUAGGCAGAUAAUUAUUUGAAGGGAAACGUUAAUGCAAGCAGCAUUUGUACCUCAGAAACCAGAGCUGGAUAAUUCUUCUCUUCUCACUGCAGAUCAAAGGAAGACUAGUCAGUGUUUCCCCUACACACACUCUUAGAAAACCUUUGAUAUUGCUGUUAAUUGAGAGCCAAAUAAAAUUAGUGGGGGCUAAUUAUCACUAGUCAUCCUUGAGUCUGAGGCUGGUACUGAAGUCCACUGCUCCCUGUACAUUGUUCAGGGCUGUAAACAGCAUGGAAAAUCAUUUUCAGUGUGUCAAGUUCACUUGGGAUUUCUCUGAAAGUGCAGCUCUGAAUUAAUAACCAUGCAGCCCAGCAAUUUGUCUCUUUUCUGGAAUGUAUGUUAUAAUUACAAUAGAUGGACGUCUCCCUUCUCAUUCGUCUAUGAACAAGAAGAAAACAUAGCUAUUGCAUUAGAAGAUCAGACCUGUGGUCUGUCUAGUCCAGUGUCCUGUCUCCUACAGUACCUAAACUAGCUCCUUUAGAGGAGGGUCUGAGAAACCAUUCAGCAGACGAAUGUAGGAUAACUUGUCUCCCUGUAACUCUUGUCUUGAUCCCUAUUAGAGAUCUGGCUUAAGCCCUGAAACGUGAAGUUUAAUAUCCCUUCCCAUUUAUUUAAGUAUUAACUGACAUAACUGUGGAUAUUCUUGUCAUCCAUACAAAUGUCCGUUCCCUCUUAGGAUCUUGUUCAAUUACAUCCUGUGGCAAUGAGUUCCACAGUCUAAUUACAUGGGUGAACAAGUAUUUCUUUUGAUCAGUUUUGAAUUUCCCGCCUUUCAGUUUCACUGAAUGCCUACUCCUCCCUCCCCAGAAAAAAAACCCAAACCCCACAGAUAAGACUUCUAUAAAGAGAUGUAUUUUUAUUGUAUAAUAAUACUAGCCCAAGAAGUGAGUUAACUAAAAGAAGAUACAGCAUGGGCCCUCACUGUGUGUGAAGUGCUACUCGGACACUUGCUGGCAGCUCUGGUUGGGAUGGGGAUGAUGCCUAGAGUGGAAAUAAACACCCAGGCAGGCCUCCAAUCGUCCCAUCCUUCUUCAUUAGUACAGAGGCUCAGGGCUUCCAUACUAAUCCUCUCUUUACAAUAAAUACAAGGACACCACAGAGAAAAUACUUUAGAUGCUGGGGAUUCCAGAGUCAGGGUGUGCAACAAGGAGAUUGUGGCAGAAUAAUAAAUGUAGGGUUAACACCAAAAUAAUUGUACUGUGGAGUAAUAAACAUUUUGGCCAUUGGUCUCAGAUUUUAGAUAUGGUGAUUGAGACAAACAGCAUGUUACCUACACAGAAAAUGUCCUCAGAACAUUGAAAAGAAAAAAUUCUUUCCAAGCCAAACAUUGUCAUGUUUUCAGAACACUGCAGCUCUUUCUUUAAUGUAAGUAAUUACAUUGUAAAUUGUGUUUCAGUUUAGCCUCUCUCUGUUUUUCCAAAAUUAAGAAGGCUAAUUAUUGUUAGGGUAACUCCCUCCCUCCUUAUGUAUGACUUUAUCAAAGACAGCUGCUAUGGCAACACCAUCUUCUGUUUUCUCUCCCCUGCUAUUUUUUCCUUUGCCAUCUUAAGUUGUUUUCAUUUUUCUGGAUCAAGGUCUCCCUUUCCAUUUUUUAUUUUAAUGGAGAUAUUUGACAGCUUUAAUACAGAGCACUGUCUGUUCUCAGAGCUGAGAAGAAAAGUUUAAUAAAGACAGACGUGCAAUAAACAAGAAAAAGGCUCUGAUUUCUAAGUGUUCUGCUUUGUGAAAUAUUUGUGUCUUCAACAUUAUUUUUUUAGCAGAUUCCAGUAAAUAAAAUUGUUCUUGACAUCAAA